AUGCCCAAUGCUCUGACAUUGUUUAAGUCGAAUUGCAUGCUCUCAGACAGUUGGUUGCAAACUUUCGAUGCCCGCGCUGUCGCUGUGCAGGGAAAUCUAGUCAUUACGACGCCCAGCAUGCACUUUGUUCCAGAGUUUCAUCACUUUGAAGAAGAAGACCUACAAGCCCGGGCAGAUGGUCGCUUCGGCGUUAUCGAUUGCUUCCAGUGGCCUCAGUCCUAUGAUGACUCUUUUUGUCAUGCUGUUUGCAUUCCUCGAAAGGAGGCAUUUCCAUUCCUGCAUCCGCUACAUUGGGCCUGGUUCACCCCUAGCCAGGAUGAUCUUAAGUCCAUUCCAGGGAAUUCAUUUCCUGUAGGCACGCUGGCUCCUGAUAAGGUCGAUGGCUUGCAGUCCCUUCUCAAACUGGCUGAGCAACGAGUCCGCAAUUACAGAAAGGAUCAGCCAGGCAGAGGUCAAAUCAUAUACAGUCGCCUCUUGUACCUCCGUCAUGCCAUUGCACGGUUGAAGUCCCACCCCCUUACUUUUCAAGAUCUUCUCAUUUUUGUCACCAACGCUCAGCACCUCUUUCUCGACAUAUACUCUUACAUUGACUGGGUACUCAUCGCCCAACCUCGUACCACUUUUGGCGUUCACUAUGAGGUCAACUUAGGAUGGAUGGGGGGGUUCGCACAGAGCAGCGACAUCUGCGAGAAGUUAUUAUGCGCUGGCAUCCCAGCUUGGUAUGUCCGUGCAAGCGCAUAUAUACCCCUGAAAAUGAUGGUCGUUGAACCGGUCUUACUCACACGCCUGGAUCACAUCAUUAUUGCCAUGUAUGCAGAGGGCAGAAAAAUCCACCCAUUUGAAGUCAUCUACUGCGGUCAAGGUGGUUGCAAUCAUCAUAUGCACAUUUGCCGCCUAUAUGCAAGCACGACAUACCAAGAUCCCGAGUCUGACAAAUCCUCUCAACCGUCGUCCAGCUCGAGUCGUCCUGCUUCUGGUCCCAAAUUAUCUGCUCUUGGCAAGGCGCCUAAACAGAAGGGCAAACAAUGCCACCGGCCUUACUUCAUCGAAGCUCACCCUACACAGUCAGGUAAAUCUAGGGAUAAGUGGAAAGAUCCUGAGACUCCUUUCCUUCCACUGCCGAACCUGCAUUGGGAAGGCACCAUGAAAACUGUCAUUAAGGACGAGUCUCAUGUUCACACACCCUACGUUAUUGAUCGGGGGUAUAGAUUCCCUGAACCCGCUCUCCUCCUUGGUCCCAAGUUGCCUGAACAAUUGCAACUAUACCUUGCCAACUGGCUCGCUGCUCGUCCACUGUGGAUUGGCCGAGUUGAUCAUGAUCCUCCAUGCACUUAUCCCACUCCUCAGCUCUGGCGUGAUUUCCUCGGUAGCGUCCCUUCUGUCCAACCACAAUCUUUCAAAGGGAAAGAGCCAGACGAAAAGAGUCUUACAGCCACCAAGAAGGGGAAGCGAGCAAUGCGGGACUUAUUCGGCGAUGACCUGUUGGAAACUCAGGGUGAUAUAUUUUCGCCAGAAGGAGUUGUUGAAUUUCGGGGUGAACAAGUCUCCAUCGCUAGUCUCGCCAUCGCUUCUGGUCCAGAAGAUCACCUGGGAGUUAUUUGA
Suillus discolor is the source of this 1602-nucleotide messenger RNA. RefSeq lists its product as uncharacterized. The record is from RefSeq and is a predicted model, not a curated record. NCBI's taxonomy places the organism in Eukaryota, Fungi, Basidiomycota, Agaricomycetes, Boletales, Suillaceae. The transcript is spliced from 3 exons. The coding region runs from base 1 to 1602 and encodes 533 amino acids.